UGGACCGUGAACGCGUCGCAUUGAUAUCAAUACUACAUUACCCAAGACAGCCCGCGUCGAGCCAUGUUGUAGGAAAUCCUGUUGCAGCGGAUUAUUGUAAUCCGACAGAGGGUCUGGACGACACAUCGGAUCACGACAAAAACCAAAGCCCGGUGGCCUGGAACAGAUACCGGUCGUCCGAGAAUAAAGAGAUCAAGUUGGGCUAUGAUCUGACGCAGCGGUCGGUGCUCCUGGAGCCAGCGAUCGGCGGUGCCCGGGCCGUUUCCUGGACCGAUUCGUCUCACACACUCUGACAGCGGCUUGGCUUCACUGCACCGCACCGCAGAGCAGAGCAGAGGAGGGAGGAAAAGCGCUCAUUUGUCGGCUAAAGAGAUCGGCCCUCUUCUCCCUUGUCCCAGGCAGGUUUAAGUCCAGCCCGGCUUGGCUCGGCUCGGUUGUCCUGGACUGGAGCGCUGCGGGUUGCUCGCAGUCAGCUAGCUAGCGGGGCUAGCUCUCUCCAGCUAGCUAGCUAGCUGGUCAGGAAUUUUUUAAAGCUUAGUUCGGAAUUUAGCGAAUUCUCCGAGUCGCAGCCCAGACGGAAGGAGGAUGUCGGCGAAAGACCAGAACAAACUGUCCACCACCGAGCGACCCAUUAAAGCGGUGCCGUAUCCCCCCGGUACACGCCUGACGGUCACAGACCUGUACGUGGAUGGGAAGCCCAGCGUGGAGCUGCUGAAGGCUCAUCUGGUGAAGGAGGGCCGGCUGGAGGAGGAGGCGGCUCUACGGCUCAUCAACGAGGGAGCCAGCAUCCUCCGGCAGGAGAAAUGCAUGCUGGAGGUGGAAGCCCCCAUCACAGUGUGUGGAGACGUCCAUGGCCAGUUCUUUGACCUGAUGAAGCUGUUCGAGGUGGGCGGAUCCCCCAGCACCACCCGCUACUUGUUCCUCGGGGACUACGUGGACCGGGGUUACUUCAGCAUUGAGUGUGUGCUGUACCUCUGGGCCUUGAAGAUCAACCACCCCAACACACUGUUCCUCCUCAGAGGUAACCACGAGUGCCGACACCUCACCGAGUACUUCACCUUCAAACAGGAGUGUAAAAUCAAGUACUCCGAGUGUGUCUACGAUGCCUGUAUGGAAGCGUUCGACUGCCUGCCUCUGGCGGCGCUCCUCAACCAGCAGUUCCUCUGUGUGCACGGGGGUCUGAGCCCUGAAAUCACCUGCCUGGAUGACAUCCGAAAGCUGGACCGGUUUAAGGAGCCUCCUGCGUUCGGGCCCAUGUGCGACCUGCUGUGGUCGGACCCAGGGGAGGACUCCGGUUUUUUUUUACACUGCUGCCACAACAGUGUGCGAGGCUGCUCGUAUUUCUACAGUUACCCAGCUGUAUGCGACUUCCUGAUGAACAAUAACCUGUUGUCUGUCAUACGAGCACAUGAAGCCCAGGACGCCGGGUAUCGAAUGUACAGGAAGAGCCAGACGACAGGCUUCCCUUCUCUGAUCACCAUCUUCUCGGCCCCUAACUACCUGGAUGUGUACAAUAACAAAGCGGCCGUGCUGAAGUACGAGAACAAUGUGAUGAACAUCCGGCAGUUUAACUGCUCCCCCCACCCCUACUGGCUGCCCAACUUCAUGGACGUCUUCACCUGGUCGCUGCCCUUCGUUGGAGAGAAAGUGACAGAGAUGCUGGUGAACGUGUUGAACAUCUGCUCUGAUGACGAGCUGCUGUCAGAAGGGGACGACACAUGUGAGGGUGGAACUCCUGCUGUGAGGAAGGAGGUGAUCAGGAACAAGAUCCGAGCGAUUGGAAAGAUGGCUCGUGUCUUCUCCGUGCUCAGAGAGGAGAACGAGAGCGUGUUGAUGCUGAAGGGGCUGACCCCGACUGGGACGCUGCCUCUGGGAGUUUUGUCCGGAGGACGGCAAACUCUGCAAAGCGCCACCGUAGAGGCAGAAGAGGCACGAGCCAUUCAAGGCUUCAACCCGCAGCACAAGAUCCAGAGUUUUGAGGAGGCCCGAGGUCUGGACCUGAUCAACGAGAGGAUGCCCCCCCGCCGUGACACCAAGCAGCAGGAGCCCGCCCCCUUCGUGAACAACCUGCCGGCCAGCACCGGGCCGCCGGACAAGAAUGGCACCAAUGCACAGGCCUAGAUCCUCACCCUUUAUCUCCCCUCUUCUUCCUCUCCUUUGCUUCCUUCCUUCCUUCCUUCUUUCCUCCUUUAAGAGCAGAAGAGGCGGUUCAGUCCGAGCGACUCGCGCUUAAUUUAAUUUAUCAUCCGAAUAUCACAGUUUCAGACUGAAGAGGAGACGUGGACUUUGCUGGAGCCACUCGCUGCCCAGUCCACUUUUUAAUCAGGGGUCUGCUCAUCACAACGACACUGUUUUCUGUUGGUUUUAUUUUGGUGAGGGAGGAAGUGUUCACACACACACACACACGCGCGCACACACACACACACACACAGAGGGACAGAAGCUGAUUCUUUCUUAUGCCAAUGAUAGUGUGACUGAGCUCAGAGGAGCUAAGUAUUGACAUUUUUAUGACAUAUGUACAUUUUAAUUGUUCUGUCUUUUCAAUGUGAUGU
Monopterus albus (swamp eel) is the source of this 2552-nucleotide messenger RNA. It is a transcript of the gene ppp3ccb, whose product is annotated as protein phosphatase 3, catalytic subunit, gamma isozyme, b. Bases 586 to 2121 code for a protein of 511 amino acids. Gene Ontology annotation, molecular function: calmodulin-dependent protein phosphatase activity. Gene Ontology annotation, biological process: calcineurin-mediated signaling. The record is from RefSeq and is a predicted model, not a curated record. The transcript is spliced from 14 exons. NCBI's taxonomy places the organism in Eukaryota, Metazoa, Chordata, Actinopteri, Synbranchiformes, Synbranchidae.